AUGAAAAAGUGUAAAAAUAACUCGGAGUGUUAUAGUGUAAUUACUGGUAGUGAGUGUAACUUCUCAAAGUGCUCGUGCCCGGUAGGACAUAUUUUGGAAGUGAAAGAGUCGAAAUGCGUCAGAAUUAUAUCAGAGAAAGACAAUAAUCUUACGAAACAUACUAAUUCAUCUACAGACAAUGCGAAUUAUACCUGUAACGACAAUAAUUCAAAUUGUACAAGCGUGAAUGAAACAAUUUGCACUUCCGGUAAUUCAACUGAAGUUAACGGAAGCGGAUGUGACGAUACCCUGAUAGGCAGAAAUUGUCGGUCUUCGGCCGACUGUAACAUCGUUGGAAACAACACUGUUUGUGGUAAUAAUGGUAAAUGCAAAUGUCAACCCGGAUUUGUACCAAGCGCCAACCAUUCCAGAUGUGUCCUCCUCGAAACGACCUGUAAUGAUGACAGUGACUGUUCAUAUAUUCAAGAUGGCGUCUGCACCAAUGGCUCAAUUUGUGGGUGUAAACCUGGGUUCAAAUUUGUGAACCUUACGUGUGAGCUUUUUAAUGAUUGUUUUGAUGACCUCGAAUGUCUUUCAGCAAUUGACGGAUCGCGAUGUGUAAACGGAUCUUGUAUUUGCAACAUCAGCCAGAAGGCGGAUAUCGUCGUGGGCCGUUGCGUUUUGAAAACGGUCGGAGAUUAUUGUAAUGGUGAUCAUGAUUGUUCCCAAGCAGUGCCAAAUAGUCACUGUUACAAUGGUAUUUGUGUUUGUAAAGCCGGGUUUAAGCCGAACGAAGAUCAAGCAAGCUGUGUCCGCUUAAGCCUGGGUGACGCGUGUUCUGCUGAUUCAGAAUGUGACACUGGUAUAGAUAAAGCUUAUUGUGGUUCCAACAAUAUAUGUGUAUGUCCUUUAGGUUACUAUAAUCUUCCGAACAUGUCCUCCUGUGUACGUCGCACUAUUGGUGAUGCGUGUUCGGUGUUAGCGGAUUGUGAACACGCUGUGAAGAAUAGUGUCUGCACUGAUGUCGGGCAAUGUGCUUGUUCACCUUACGGAUUCCGUGACGCUGAAAACGGAACGAGGUGUGUUCUUCUGCAAUUGGGAGACGCUUGUGAUCUAAAUGAAACUUGUGAGGCCGCUGUCAAUAAAAGUGAAUGUAGUAGUAACGGAAUAUGUACUUGUGUAUCCGGAUAUACACCUGGUAAGGAUAAUUCCUCGUGUUUGAUGACGAAACUCGGUGAUAGCUGUGUCGAUUCAGAUAUGUGCAGUGCAUUAAUUGAUCAUAGCACAUGUAACAGUAAGUCAAUAUGCACGUGUCUAUCAGGAUAUAGAUCAAAUAUUCAAAACGACGCAUGCGACCCGAUCCACCUUGGAGACCCGUGUGACGUGGCAACUGACUGUACGAGUACUAUUGAUCAUAGUUUAUGUGGCGACGACAAGCUCUGUGGAUGCACCGCCGGAUACAAGGUUAAUAAAUCUAGUAACUAUUGUGUGAGGCUGGUUUUAGGCGACUUUUGUAUUUUCAACAUCGAGUGUAAUUCUGUAGUAAACAGGUCGUUUUGCACCGGAAAUCAGACAUGUGAAUGCGAAGUUGGUUACAAAGCAAGUGAAGACUUCAGAAAUUGUGCUUUGCUAGAAAUAGGUGACGUCUGUGAGUCUAAUGAGGAAUGUGCCUCAGCAAUUGGAUAUAGUGUAUGCGGGUCCGACAACCACUGUCAGUGUGACACGGGUUAUAAGGUCAACGACACUCGUAAAGAUAUUACCAUGGACGAAGCUGGACCUGUCGAUGAUAAAUGCAUUCCUUUGGUGAUAGGGGAUGACUGUUCGACAUCACAUCAAUGUGAAAUUGUAAUGGACGACAGCAUUUGUACCAAUGGGACGUGCGGAUGCAAACAUGGAUACCGGUUUAAACUUGAUGGUAGCGGUUGUACAAACUUAAAGCUUGGUGACAAGUGCAGACGCGGACUACAGUUUGACGAUUGUGCUGAAAUAUUGAAUAGCCAGUGUGGAAGAGGGCCGAAAUGUCUUUGUGAUUACGGCUACAGAGCGGCACCAGACGGAACGUUCUGCAUCAGAAACAUGUUGGGCGAUGCAUGUAGUCAACACAUUGAUUGCAGUGUCUUGAUGCCAAAUAGCUUCUGUGGAGAAGACAAUUUUUGUCUGUGUGAAAGAGAAAGUGGUUAUAUCCCUAUGGACAAUCGAACAGACUGCAGGCUUAUUAGUCAUGGAGACCCGUGUCAAAGAGACAACGACUGCCAUUUCGGACUCAACGCUAAUAGUAUGUGCGGCGGAAACGGUAUUUGCGAAUGUGAAACAGGCUAUCUCUUCGAUGAGGGAGACAAAAGAAACUGUUUUCCUGCUAAGAUUGGGGAUACGUGUGGUGAUGAUAUCGAUUGUUCGACAUUUAUGAACAAUUCUCUUUGCAGUAGUAAAUCUAGCCGAUGUGACUGCGACGUCGGAUAUAGACCAGUUGAUAACAACACCGGCUGUGUUCAGAUAACAAUUGGUGACAACUGUUUGGUAGACUUACAGUGUACCAUAGCUGUGAAUCACACACGGUGCCUAAAUAACACUUGCUCCUGUCUACCAAUGUAUAAACCCGAUACCAAUGAGACUUUUUGUGUCCUCAAGGAGCUCUUAGACGAAUGCGAUGAUGACGUAGAUUGCACUCUAAUAACAAACAGCGUAUGUCGUAAUCGAACUUGUGAAUGCUCAAUUGGUUUCUACGAAGACAAAAAUUAUACCAUAUGUACGAAACACACUAUGUACUCGGUAUGUGAAAGGAAUGAAGAUUGUACAACAGUUAUCAAUGACAGCUCUUGUCACAAUAAUACAUGUAUAUGCAACGUCGGAUUCUUUGUUGAGAAUGAAACGACAUGCACAAAACGUAAAGUUGGGGACAGUUGUGACGUAGAAUUAGACUGUCAAUCAGCGGUCGCCAGUAGCAACUGCUCAAAUGGAACGUGUGAAUGUUAUCCAGGCUACCUCACUAACCAUAUCAACGAUACAUGCACCAAAAGAAAAAUAUUGGACGCAUGCGCAGUGAAUUCGGACUGCGACAAUGCCGUUGUCUGGAGUGAAUGCUCGAUAGGGGAAUGUGUUUGCCAGAAAGGCUAUCGAAGCUCGAAUAAUUAUACUUCAUGUUUAAAACGGAGAAUUGGAGACGUCUGUGAGUUUACGGGGGAUUGCCUCCAUGCCGUUCCAAAUAGUCUCUGUGGCAAGGAUAAUAGUACUUGCGUGUGUGAUCUUGGAUUUAAAGCUGAACUUAAUGACUCCAUUUGUGAGCCAAGAGUCAUUGGUGACACGUGUACAUAUGACCCAGACUGUCUUUACGCUGUGAACAACAGUGAAUGUAGGGCAGGGUUCUGUACUUGCGAGACAGGGUUUAAGGUCCUAGACGAGGGUCAUGUAUGUGACAGUAACAGAAUAUUUGAUAAUUGCGACCUCGAUUUUGAUUGCACAUUGGCAGUCGCUAACAGCGAAUGCUUCAACAAUUCGUAUUGCAGAUGUCGUCUUGGGUUUCAUGAAAAACAGAACAACACUGAGUGCAGUUUAAGGAAAAUAGGAGAUAAGACUUGCACACAGGAAAUAGACUGCUCAGCAGCUGUCAAUAAUAGUUUUUGUAAUAAUGGCGUCUGCGCAUGUACGUCCGGAUAUUAUGCGAAUGAUUUAAGGUCCGAUUGCAUUUUGCGGAAAAUCUACGACGCUUGUCAAAAUGAUUCCGAUUGUGGGGAUGCCAUUACUAACAGUCAAUGUUUCGAUGGUAUAUGUUUGUGUUUACCCGGAUAUUACGUCACAUCCGGAAACAGUACUUGUGUAAAAAGACGUGUUAUGGACGAUUGUAAGAAAUCAAUAGACUGUUCAGCUGCUGUACAUCUUACAAGCUGUCGACAGGGCGUUUGUCAAUGUCCUUUUGGUUACUAUGGAAACGACAACGGGACUUCCUGUAAACUACGGGUAAUUGGAGAUUCUUGUGAGGAAGAUAAAGAUUGUUAUUUCGCUGUCUACGACUCGGUGUGUCAAUCUAACCGAUGCUCAUGCUCAGAAGAGUUUGAUUCUUUCGAGCGCGGGGAAUACUGUGUAUUGCGACCCUUGCUGUUGACCGAGGUGUGUUACUUUCCGUCUCAGUGCCGUCACAUCGACAGCAGAAGUAUCUGCAUCAACGACAAGUGUCUUUGUGAACCAGGAUACUUUGUAUCUAAUGAACAAGACACAUGCCUUCCAGAUCCAGACCGUAUCGGGGAUUUAUGUGAUUCUGACACCAAGUGCCGGGAAGCUGUUGACCACUCUGUAUGUGGAUUUGGCGCGAUCCGGAAGUGUGUUUGUGAAAUCAAACGUUAUCCAGAAAACAAUGGGACUCUUUGUCAUGAAAUACCUGAACUACUUGGCGACAGAUGUGCAGAGGACAUCCACUGUAAUGACAUUCCAAAUGCCAAAUGUGGCAGCAACAACACGUGCAUGUGCACGUACAAGUAUAAAGAUGCGGACGAUAAGACAGCCUGUAUUCCACUGCCACGCGUAGCCAUUCCUAGGGUCAAUGAUCUCUGGUUAGGUCGCAUUUGUAAUCUUGACGACAAAGAGCCUUGUCCAAACUGGAACAUCACCAAUCAGCGAUGUAUGUCUGAAGACGGGAGAGUCAACACCAGAUGUCGCUGUGUUGCGGGUUUCUCAAAUGUUUACAACGAAGGAGAAUGUCAAGAAACGCAGACCUACUACAUACGGGUAAACAUAUCACAUGAGCUAGGAUGUCCAAACAAGAAGACAAUUGAUGACAGCGAACGGUGCUACAUAUACCAUCCUUUUCGGUAUAUCAAGCAAUACAGAAAUAAAAAUACAGGGCCUUUCCGGCUACUCAAGCUAAGGUCACAGAUUCUCGGGCUGGAUGGUGCCUUCAAUCAGAGUGAUAUAUGGGACCGCUACGUGUCUAGUGAGGUCAUCAACAUGACAGAGACUGCAUCUGGUUUCCAAAUUAAUGCGGUUCUUCAGAUCAUGGCCGACUACUACAAUGUCAUCAAUGGCUCUGUAUUAAGGACGCAUCUUGCCAAUCACUUGAAGAGAUACAACGGAAUAUUAGGAACAAGUCAACUGCGCGUGUCCGAACCUUAUCUGGACAGCAUUUUAAUUGAUGAUUUCGACGAAUGUGAGGACUGGCAGGGUCGACUGAAUGAUUGUUCGCAGAUGGCAUGGUGUAUCAAUACCUACGGUAGUUUCAUGUGUUCUUGCUAUUAUGAGUACGAGGACAAUUCACUUGAUCCGAUUGGUCGUCCAGGAAGGGUUUGUGCAGAACAAACAGAAACAACUACACAAAAUACCAGGUGUUCUGGCGGAACCUGUAAAACCAGAUGGGAAUGGGUAGGAUUUGCUCUCGUCAUGUUGUUUAUUGUUCUGAUAUCAUUCCUAGUAUACGAGGUCUAUAUUCGCAAGAAGGAACUUCGUGAGCAAGAAGACCCUGGUUAUUCAAAACUCAAACGAGGACGAUCUAGAAGAAGUCGCAGAAGUAGGCGAAGCAGACGACGCUCACGGAAAUCUAUUUAUCGAAAUAAUAGAGAUUCUGAUGGUGGCAACAGCGACUGUACCAUCACUAUUGACCACGACUUAUCAAAUCAAGAUGAGAGUCCACCGACAUACGGAACGGAUGAUCCUUAAUUAAAACAGAUAUAUUCCAGCGAAAUACCACAUAACCAUCUAAAUUCCGUCAUCAUUGCUUAUCGUUAGACAACAAUACACGCACGACCGUAGUUCGAAUGCUAAUCGGCUACAACAAAGUACUUCAUUAAUUUUUAAAGAAGUACAUUUUUUCUGAAGAAACGGGAGAACUACUGAACAAAUACAUUGUACGUGGGUAUGAAAACAGGACUUAAGAGGCUGAUGAGUGGUCUUCUAAAACAUAAAGGUACUGCACAGAGAUGUAACAGUCCUGGUAUUUCAUACGGAUGUAAAGAGUCCGCUGGCAGCGUGCAUACACAGCAAUUUGAUGCAACACUCCUGACAUUCCGUUAGUUUGUUAGAGAAUCUCCUUCGCAUGGAUAAAAAACUCAACACGACAUCCCAGCAGGGAUUUCGUGCGGCUCCGGAAGAGCUUUCUUAAUUAUAAUACUUGCUCUACUUCCUGAGGCACACUUAUAUACAGCAACUUAAUGUGACCUCCAGGACUCCUUAACAGCCGUGGGAGUGUUUCCUUGAACGCUCAGAGUGAAUGUUUUGUAGAUACAUCAAAGAUGACACAUAGGGUACAGAAAAAAAUGUGUAUGACGUUAUAAGGCUCUUAACUAUUUCUACCGAUAAAAUGUUUGAAAAGUUUUCACGUCCUGAAUUUCAACAAUAUUUGACGACACCCCUGAAUCAACUCUACGAUUUAUGAAAUAUAUAUAUUAUACAACAACUGCGAUUAACUUACAUAAAUGACUCUUGUUUGGCACGGGGAUGUACUAAGGAAAGGAACCCGGGAAACCCCACGUUUGGACGGCUGACACUGUACUUUUCUUUCACGUCAACUCUGGGAUUUGAUGAUACGUGUGAGAAACUUUCAAUUGUAGGACGAUAAAAGCGGCAAAUAUCUCUUUUUAUAUACAUACUAAUGUACUACCAAAUUAUAUGGUACACAGAAACCAGGUGUUUUCAAGAUUUUUAUAUUGUUAAAGACAAAAUAGACUGGCACACGAACUACAAUUAAUUCUUCAUAUAACUUUUUAUGUUCCCUGCGUUCGUCAUUGAUGUAUCUUCACAUCCGGUCGCUGCUUUAAAUUAAGGAAUGUCAGUAGUGAAUAUCUAGGUGUAGCUAUGGAUUUCUACCAUGAAAGUAAUAUUUUUUCACAUGUAAAAUCCAUUUGACGGUUUUAUUUUUACAUUUAGAUUCGAAAUGUUGAAUGUGUUUGGUGUCUGAAGGUUCCAAUAUAGACAACUGAUUAAAAUAGUCUCUAGUAUAAACUGGGGUAAUUUGAUUAUUCAGACGUCGGACAAGGAGAUAGCUAUAAAAACUUCUGUUAUGUCAAGUAUUUGUGUUAUGAGAGCGAGCACACAUGCAGAUGACUGAGUCAGGUAUAUUUGAAGUCAAUAAUACUGUAUAAUAAAUAUUCCAUAUAUAUUCAUUUGAGAGAGGGAGAAAGGAGAGAGAGGGGAGGGGGUCUUUCCAAACUUGUAUGAAUCAUUGUGUGAUAUUAAAAUUUUCAUCCUAUUCUA
This is a messenger RNA of Ylistrum balloti, 7155 nucleotides long. Its product is annotated as multiple epidermal growth factor-like domains protein 6. The record is from RefSeq and is a predicted model, not a curated record. NCBI's taxonomy places the organism in Eukaryota, Metazoa, Mollusca, Bivalvia, Pectinida, Pectinidae. Bases 1 to 5622 code for a protein of 1873 amino acids. The transcript is spliced from 16 exons. Gene Ontology annotation, molecular function: calcium ion binding.